Messenger RNA from Hydra vulgaris (swiftwater hydra), 568 nucleotides. RefSeq names its product signal recognition particle 19 kDa protein. NCBI's taxonomy places the organism in Eukaryota, Metazoa, Cnidaria, Hydrozoa, Anthoathecata, Hydridae. Gene Ontology annotation, biological process: SRP-dependent cotranslational protein targeting to membrane; SRP-dependent cotranslational protein targeting to membrane, signal sequence recognition. Gene Ontology annotation, molecular function: 7S RNA binding. Gene Ontology annotation, cellular component: signal recognition particle, endoplasmic reticulum targeting. The record is from RefSeq and is a predicted model, not a curated record.
CAUGGUUUAAAUAGUCUCAUUAAUUCAAAAUAACCUAAGAACAUAAAUCGAUUUAUAAUUUAACGGCGCCGACUACGAUAAACAUUCAAAACAUUCAAAAUGGCCCAUAACACGUCUGAUCCCAGUUCGCAGCAAAGAUGGGUGAUUAUAUAUCCUUCAUAUAUAAACAGUUGUCGAACAAAAGAGGAAGGAAGAAAAAUUGCAAAAUCAAAAGCUGUUGAAAACCCGAAAGCUGCAGAAAUUAGAGAUGUUUUACAAUAUCAUAAUUUUAACACUCUUCUUGAAGAGAAUAAGCAAUAUCCGCGAGACAGUUUCAAAGAUGCACUUUGUAAGGGACGAGUAAAAGUUCAAAUUAAACAAGCUGAUGGUACUCCUGUUAGUUUACAAUAUCCGACUCGCAAAGCGCUAAUGCUGUUACUUGCAGAAAUGAUCCCUAAGCUGAAAGGUAGACAGCUGAAAGGUGCAUCAGCAGAGACAGCUGGGUCUACCACUAACAGUAAAAAGAAAACCAAGAAAAAAUAAUUUUUAAAAUAGAUUUGAAUUAGAUAGAUUAUAAAAUAAAUAAAAA